Messenger RNA from Paramuricea clavata, 336 nucleotides. The record is from the annotation of a GenBank genome assembly. NCBI's taxonomy places the organism in Eukaryota, Metazoa, Cnidaria, Anthozoa, Malacalcyonacea, Plexauridae.
AUGUCAGCGAAUUUAAGACUAUCCUGGGCUGGCGACUUUGAUCGUUUGAAGGAGUUUGUAAAGAGUGACCUAGAGUUGCAGGGAAGCUGGUCAUCCCCGGCGAACGAGAAAAAACUUUUCGUGUCAGACAACGUUGAGUUGCUUUGGUGGAAAAAUAAAAAGUUCCUAAAGAUCAAUGGAGAGGAUGCAAAUCGAAUCAAACGUUGUAUGAUCAACGCUAUGUUUACGAGUUUAAACCUCGAUAGUAUCAAGUCUGGUGUGGACAUGGCUACUAACACCGAGAACUCCUUAAACGAAAACCAACCAACAAAACACCAGUGCAUGUACGGGUUGUGA